AUGGUUGAAGAUGCUGCAGGAUCACAGUUCCUCAUAUCAAUGCCAACCAAAUUCCGCCAUAAUGUCUGGAUUAAACGUGGUGACUUUGUAUUAGUGGAACCAAUUGCUGAAGGAGAUAAAGUUAAAGCUGAAAUAGUUACAAUCCUUACAUCAGAACAUGUGAAGUUUUUCCAGGCUAACCAUCGGUGGCCAGAGCAGUUUCAAGAAAGAAAGGACGAUGAAGAAAAGGAUGUUUUGUUUGUUAAUACAAACAGGUUGCAGCAAUGUCCUGAUGGUAACACCAGUAGCAGUAAUAGUAGUGAUGGAAGUUGCUCUGAUGAUGAUGAUGAUGACCACGAUGACGACAGAGAUACACAAGGCACUUAA
Molecule: messenger RNA, 366 nt
Organism: Cryptotermes secundus
Lineage: Eukaryota; Metazoa; Arthropoda; Insecta; Blattodea; Kalotermitidae
Product: probable RNA-binding protein EIF1AD
Exons: 1
Coding region: 1-366 (121 amino acids)
Biological process (GO): translational initiation
Cellular component (GO): nucleus
Molecular function (GO): RNA binding; translation initiation factor activity
Source: RefSeq, a predicted model, not a curated record